AAACUCACAAUACCGAAAUAAAAGCAUCAGAUUCUAAAGCAAAUAAAAAAAAGUCAAGAACAUCACACAUGUCCACAUAUUCUCAAAAAUUAAAUGAACAACGACCAGAAUUAAAUGAACCGUGACGCGAAUUAAAUGAACAUUUAAAUGAAGAACAAACAAGUGACUGCUAGUGUAAAAUGUACUGUUUUGGAUGAUAUUUCGUGAAGAUUUUGUGAAAACGGAAUGAAGAACGAAAAGACGUAUUUCUGGUCGAUGCUGCACGCACUGGCGCUUUUACCGACUAUGGCUUUAAAAGAUUCUCAAAUGACGACAAAGAAGUUUUCAGAAGAGCCUGAGUUUGAGCGUCCUAUCGGUAACCACACGUUCUUCUUGGGGAGAGAAGCAGUACUAGGAUGUGCCGUCACAAACCUUGCCAAACACAAAGUAGGCUGGCUUCGAGCAGAAGACCAGACAGUCCUCACAAUGCACGACCGAGCAGUCCUAAGCGCGAGGUACUCCGUCCACAUGGACGCGCCCAGGACUUGGCAGUUGAGGAUUAGACCGCUGAGGGCUGAGGACCGUGGCUGCUACAUGUGUCAGAUCAACACGCAGCCUAGUAUGAAGUGGCAGAUUGGGUGUAUCGAUGUUUACGUGCCACCUGAUAUUAUGAGUGACGAGACUUCGGGAGAUGUGUCGGUCCAAGAGUUGGAGAAUGCGACGCUUACCUGCAAGGCGACGGGUCACCCGCCUCCAAAGAUCACGUGGAGGAGAGAGGACCACGAACCUGUGUUGCUGAAGAAGCCACAAUCUAGGGAGUUUGAUAAAGUGGAAAGCUACGUGGGCAGCUCGCUGCCACUGUGGCGCGUGGACCGGCGGCAGAUGGGCGCGUUCCUGUGCAUCGCCGCCAACGACGUGCCGCCUGCCGUCAGCAAGCGCAUCAUACUUAAUGUUAACUUUGCACCUACAGUAAAAGUACCCAACCAGUUGUUGGGAGCACCGCUUGGCACCGACGUUAAGCUAAAAUGUUACGUAGAGGCCCAUCCCAACACCAUCAACUAUUGGAUCAAGAAUAGAGGAGAGAUGUUGCUUGAUGGGCCAAAAUACACAAUAACAGAAGAGAAGGUCUCCUACCAGGUGACGAUGUGGCUGACCAUCAGACAGUUCUCUAGAAGUGACAUCGGUACUUACAACUGUGUGAGCACCAACUCGCUCGGCAAGAGUGAGGGCACGCUCAGACUUUAUGAAAUAAAACUGAAUUCAUAUUCAGAAGAUUUUGGAAAUCAGAUCAGCGUUGCUGGUGGUCUGACAGAAGCAGCAAAAGGUGGUUGCCAACCAGUCCACCAGAGGGCAGUGUUAUCGCUAAUACUAUGUUAUGUUACCCUGCUAUACUUGUUUACGUAGUUAAUAUUACUCUGUACAUAAUUGUUAGGAGAUGUGUGGUGUGACGUAAAUUGUGACAUAUUUUAGUUAAAAUUAAAGUGAUAUUUUAGUAUGUUUUUCUGUUUUGUGUUGGGUAAUUUACCAUGUAAAAUAUAUAGAGUGCCAACAAAUAAGCAAUUAUUAUUAUCCUUUCCAGUUUAUAAAGUUUUAUAUUAUCGUCACUAUUUAUAUGGUCCCGCCUCUACUUGUCACAGAAAUAAUAUGUUUUCUCGUUUUCUUGUUAUUUCUACUAGUGUUGGAGUGCGUGUUUUUUCAUUAAAGGUUUUCUGGAACUAUCGUAAAAACUGAAAUUUUCCAUGAACAAAUCAAAACAGAAAUAAAGAUAUAUAACCGUUUCGUGGUUUUUCCAGGUAUUCCAUAACUGAACAAUUUUUUUUGUGAGUAAACUACUGGGAAUAACAAUCACUGUAACCCUUUUAUCUUCAGCUAUUUUUUCAUACUAUUUGUCAGAAAUAAAAAUGGUGUUUUUCAACAGAAUUCAAAAUUUUGGCUGUUACGUAAAAAUACCUUUGAGACUAAGAGCCCAACUCAUUGCAAACUUUAGUCGGCCGAUAGUUUGUUUGAGCUCAUAAAUUAGUAUGAAGAUGAAUAUUAGUAAGCACAUGACAACCAUCAGCUUUUUGGCCGGCAUCAAACCGACUAAAAACUUCUUUCUUUACAAAAAUGUUGUCCUAUCAUUAGGCCAACUGUCGGCCAAUUGUCCUAUAUUCAGUAUGCGGGUAAGCUUAGUAUACCUAGAAUUUUGACCUAAAAUUCGUUUCACUUCAAGUCAAAAACCUAUGAAUAGUUAUCACGUGUAGGUACGGUAAAUUCUAAACAUAACAUCAUCUAUUUUCGUCCAUCCAAAAAUGACCAAUUUACGUCACACCACACCGUCUCACGCUUAAAAAUUAAAAACGAGGAAACGUAAUUCAAUUACUUUGUUUCAAUUCUUGUAAAUAUUGUCUUAAGGUAUAUCUUUAAAUGUAAUGUAAUGACAACGAUAAAAAUAAUUGUGAGAUUAGAUCGUGUAUUCGCUUAGAAAACCAGCCAAAUUGAAAUAUUGUUUACGUAUAAAAAUAAAAUGUAAACUCAUCGCUCGAUUAUAAGACUGUUUACAACAAAUAAAAAGGAUGGUAAAAAU
Molecule: messenger RNA, 2545 nt
Organism: Helicoverpa zea (corn earworm)
Lineage: Eukaryota; Metazoa; Arthropoda; Insecta; Lepidoptera; Noctuidae
Product: limbic system-associated membrane protein-like
Exons: 9
Coding region: 226-1383 (385 amino acids)
Cellular component (GO): neuron projection
Source: RefSeq, a predicted model, not a curated record